Messenger RNA from Bolinopsis microptera, 399 nucleotides. RefSeq lists its product as uncharacterized. The record is from RefSeq and is a predicted model, not a curated record. NCBI's taxonomy places the organism in Eukaryota, Metazoa, Ctenophora, Tentaculata, Lobata, Bolinopsidae. Bases 1 to 399 code for a protein of 132 amino acids. The transcript has a single exon.
AUGAUCCAGGUUCAUGGAAUGAACGGAAAUGAACGGAAAUUAAUAUUCUCCACCAGCAACCCACCUCCCUCAACCAACUCGUUCACCAGCAACCCACCUCCCUCAACCAACUCGUUCACCAGGUCCAACGACGAUGCCAAGAAGAGUUCCAAUUCAUUCACCAGUAACCCACCUCCCUCAACCAACCCCUUUACCAGCAACCCACCUCCCUCAACCAACCCGUUCACCAGCAACCCACCUCCCUCAACCAACCCGUUAACCAGCAACCCACCUCCCUCAACCAACCCCUAUACCAGCAACCCACCUCCAUCAACCAACCCCUAUACCAGCAACCCACCUCCCUCAACCAACUCGUUCACGAGCAACCCACCUCCCACAACCAACCCUUUCACCAUUUGA